AUGGAGGGAUCGUGCCAGAACAAACGUCCAGGAUUUCUUACAAUCGGUAUACCCACAGUUUGUAGAAAGAAACAACAGUACAUCCUGAGUACACUAGACUCUGUGGUCAGUGGUCUAUCCAGAGGACAAAGACAGGAAGUGGUCAUUGUCAUUUACUUAGCUGACCAAGACAAGACAUGUAGGCAAAAUACGAAGAUGGAAAUACGACUAAAAUAUCCAAACCUGGUACGAACAUGUCUCAUUAGAUUUUUACAUCCACCUAAAGUUUCGGCAUUCUAUCCUCCUCUAAUAGAUAAGCUCAAAGCUGAAAGGGACAAGAAACUGAUUUGGAGAUCGAAACAGAAUUUAGAUUUUAGUUUCCUACUUAUUCAGUGCCAGAAUUUAUCCUCUUAUUACCUUCAGUUGGAAGACGAUUUGAUGGCAGUCUCCAGGUUUUAUAGCACCAUUAAAAAUACCGUUGUUCAGAGAGUCACCCACUGGGUAUGCAUGGAGUUCAAUGAAUUGGGGUUUAUAGGAAAGCUGUUUCGAUCACGUGAUUUAAUGGCCUUAGCAACAAUGAUUAUAGAGUGGUACGAACACACACCAGCUGAUGACACGUACAUCGAAUUCUAUAAAAGACGAAAUCAAAAAUCAAGGAUUCUUAUUCAACCAACCCUUUUUCAACAUGUUGGCUUACACUCAUCCCUAGAAGGCAGACUUCAGAAGCUCAAAGAUCCUUAUUUCGAAGGUGAUAUUGAAAGCAAAGAAACUGUGAUUAGAAAUCCUCCAGCAAACAUAAGCACGUCUAUGAAAAUUGACUUUCAACACCUUCCAAGACAUUGCUAUGAAGGAUCUAAAGGAUUCUUUUUGACAUCUGAGCCCGUUAUAUCAGGUGACACAUUCUAUGUUUUAUUUCAUUCUCUACAGAAUGUUUCUAGAAUAUUCGUACAAACGGGACUUGCUCUUGGAAAAGGACAUGUUCUGCAAGAAGGAGUAUUGGAACUAGGAGGAGACUUUGAAUGCACAAAAAGAAUGUUUACAAACAUUUAUAAGUUCAGCAGGGGAGUGAUUGAUGCUACUGUUAAUAGGAACAAUCUGCGCUGUAUUCAAAUCAGGGUGAUAGCCAGUCAAAACACUUUACUCAUGAUUAAGGAAAUUUCUAUUUAUUCUGUUUAAGAUCGUCUAUAAACUUUCCUUUUUCCAAGGUUUUGUUGUAAAAACGGCUAAAUUUAUAACGGAUA
This is a messenger RNA of Saccostrea cuccullata (small rock oyster), 1220 nucleotides long. Its product is annotated as alpha-1,6-mannosyl-glycoprotein 4-beta-N-acetylglucosaminyltransferase-like. The coding region runs from base 1 to 1155 and encodes 384 amino acids. The record is from RefSeq and is a predicted model, not a curated record. The transcript is spliced from 2 exons. Gene Ontology annotation, molecular function: acetylglucosaminyltransferase activity. Gene Ontology annotation, biological process: protein N-linked glycosylation. NCBI's taxonomy places the organism in Eukaryota, Metazoa, Mollusca, Bivalvia, Ostreida, Ostreidae.